Messenger RNA from Ogataea angusta, 2862 nucleotides. RefSeq lists its product as uncharacterized. Gene Ontology annotation, cellular component: cytoplasmic stress granule. Lineage: Eukaryota; Fungi; Ascomycota; Pichiomycetes; Pichiales; Pichiaceae. The transcript has a single exon. Bases 1 to 2862 code for a protein of 953 amino acids. The record is from RefSeq and is a predicted model, not a curated record. Gene Ontology annotation, biological process: mRNA splicing, via spliceosome. Gene Ontology annotation, molecular function: mRNA binding.
AUGUUACAAGACCAAACGCAAAAACAGCCGCACCCUCGACAGUUGUCCAAAAACCCAUCGCUGACGCUUGUCACAGGGCAAUCUCAAGCGCACGGACCGCCCCCGCCGGUUUUUGCUCCCCCAUACGCGUCCUACACCCACCAACUCCCCAAUGGCGCCCAAAUCAUCAACGUUCCGAUGACUCAGCAGGUGCCCAUGUCGCCCACCACGCCCUUCGACGUGAACUACGCAAAGGGAAUGCUACCGAGACAGCUUUUAGUGAGCUCUCCGUUUAUCCAGUCGCCCAUGGCCCACAGUCAGGCACCUCCUCAGUCAGCGUAUGGGGAACGUGGACCCGCAAGAAAUCCCCAGUCCAGCACCCCUGCUGAAAACAACGCGCACCACCAAACUCCCCACAGAACAGGGUUUCGCCGAACCUCAUUUUCGAAGCAGCUCAAGUCCAAGCUGACACAGGUCGCGAGAGCUCCAAAAACAACAGAGUCAUCGGAAUCGUCUGAACAGGAACACGACGAGUUCGAAACGCGCUCGCUGAGGUUUAUUAACCUAAGGCCGGACAUCGGGCUCAGCGAUUUUCUGGAUCUCAUUGAGUACGGCCCCAUAGAAAAUUGCUCUUUCGAGCUGACGCCUCACUCCAACAACAACAAAGCAAUCAUCCUCUCGUUUGUGAAAAAUGAAACCGCAUUCAAGUGCUACUCCAAGCUCAGAACCAUACUGGACGAGCUCCGCAGUGUGCUGGAGUCUCCUGAAAUGGAGCUGCUUCCAGCGAAAAACGUGCCCUUGCUGCCUGUGGUCCAAUGGGCCAUAGAGAACGACGGCGCGACCAGGGCAGUGUGUCUGAGCAACAUCCCUUCGGGGCUUCCAUUGAGGCUAGUUUGUCAAGAGCUCGAAGUGAUGGGCCCUAUAGAGCACAUCAAGUACAUUCCGAACAAAAACGCGGCUUUCGUUCACUUCACAUCAAUCUCCACGGCAAUCAAGUGCGUUGAACAGCUAUCCUUGAGCGAAUCCAUCCUCUCCACAGCCAAGGUUUUCUAUAGUAAAGAAAAGAAUGCCACCGCUCCCCAAUCCAACGGAACAGCCAAUAUUGAGUACGACUGUGAGGACAAUCAAUACUCCGAUUUUUACUCCACUCCCUCGACGUCGUUCUCGUCUCCCCAGAAUGCCAGUGCCGCACUCCACAAGCCUUCUAGUCGCCAGGCUACUGAAAACACGGUUUAUGGCGCUCACUACGUACAGUCGAUGCCCACGCCCGUUCUCCGUUCAUCAUACCCGCCACAAGGAGACUUCGUCGACUCAUACAACGGCAUGGUGUAUUCUCAACAGUCGCUGCCGGAUCUGACUGAUCUGACGCUUUACAGCAACGGCUCUGUCACUAAUUUUUCGCUUCCUGCCGGCGACUCUGCUGAAGCUUCGUCGAUACAAUCCAACACACACUUCAGACAAUCCAACUUCGGAAACCGAACUAUUUAUCUCGGCAAUAUUCACCCAAAAACUACUGCAGAGGAGAUAUGCAACACCGUCAGAGGAGGCCUACUGGAAUCUAUAAAGUUGAUACCCGACAGACAUAUCUGCUUUCUAACCUUUAUAGACUCCGGCUGUGCCGCGCAAUUCUUUGCUACCGGCACGAAAGAGAAAGUGAUGAUUCACGGCAGAAGGGUCAAGGUAGAUUGGGGAAAACACCCGGGGCCCGUGAGUUCGCGUGUGCUGGAAGCCAUCGAAAAGCAUUCAGCUUCAAGAAAUCUUUACAUUGGGACAGAACCUGUUUCUGAAGAAACACAGGAAGAAGACCGCCCGAAAAUACCCGACAUGGACACUCUUCGACGCGAUUUCUCGAUAUUUGGAGAGAUCGAGCAGAUCAACUUCUUCAGGGAUGGACAAUGUGCAUUUGUGAACUUCCUCAACAUCGUCUCCUCGAUUAAUGCUGUUGAGGAUUUCAACGGUGAAGGGCGCGAUGCUGUACACGCAUGUUUUGAAAACAGAUACAAACCUUUCAAAAUUGCUUACGGGAAGGAUCGAUGUGCCAAUCCUCCAAAGUCUAAGAAAAACAGGAAUAGGAAUAGGAAGAAGGACCGCAAUGACUCUAGAGAGAGUUUCAGAGAAUCAUCUGAAGAGGUAUCCGCUACAGAUGAUGAAACAUUACGCAAAGUUCCUGCAUUGAAAAGUAUAGGCAUAUCCUCCAAGAUGUAUGAGGAAAAACAUGCCAUUGUAUCUCCUGUGAUUGAAGAGACUCUUAACGAAGCUGGCGAGACUAUGGAUGACUCGAGUUCUCAUUCCAAUGAUUCGAAUGUUGAAAUCAUUACCAGCAAGGCUGAAGCGCUAAAGCUCUCGGAGGAAACGCUCAAACUCAACAACUCGCUGCCGGAAUGCGCCAUUUCCAACUCCUCAUCUGAAAGCAUUCCAAAAGCCGCCCCAAAGUCCUCGCGGAAGUCCAACUCAUCCGCAAACAGAUAUCGUGUUCACAACAACUUUUCCAGGUCGUCGUCCAAUAAUUCAAUCAAUUACUUCAACCACUCAGACCACUAUCCUCCACAACCGCCAGUCCAAUACCACCCCUUCUACCAGCAACCAUCGCCAAUGUAUCAACAGCAGUACGCCUUUUCGUACCCGCGACCUCCCAGUGCAGGUCCAGCAAGACAUAACUCCUCCAGCUCCCGCAAAACGUUGUAUCACGAGCCUACUUCACCCGCUGCACAGCAAUUUGUGUAUUUGCAGCAGCCGGCCAGGUCGCAACAACAAGUAUACUAUAACUACCCGGAGUACUAUAGUUAUCAUCCUCAAGCGAGCUUCUAUAUGGAAGGCCGCGACGAUGACUCGGAGCUGGGUCCACGGGACGAGUCUUACAACGAGGAAUCCGCUCAGUAUUAA